Messenger RNA from Lotus japonicus, 2266 nucleotides. Its product is annotated as phosphatidylinositol/phosphatidylcholine transfer protein SFH3-like. Bases 228 to 1925 code for a protein of 565 amino acids. The transcript is spliced from 14 exons. NCBI's taxonomy places the organism in Eukaryota, Viridiplantae, Streptophyta, Magnoliopsida, Fabales, Fabaceae. The record is from RefSeq and is a predicted model, not a curated record.
CCAACCUGUCUUACCUGUUUUGGUGGCCGCAAUUUGAGAGAUUUACUCGGAUGAUAUAUUUGCCUUUUUUUCUCUUUGUUUUGCAGCCUCUACAUUCCGGUGUCAAGAAGGCGUAGGUGCACGUGAAAGGCUCAAUAUUGGGUACCUGAUGUAUGCUUGUACUUGAUUUUUUUCUGCCUUGCGGCGAUUUUUGCUGAUUCAAGUAAGCUUACAAGAUUCAACUCAUCAUGUGUGACCCUAUGUCCGGACCUAUGGACCGAACCGUGAAAAUUGGACCUGAAAUUGAAUAUUCUGAGGAUGAAAGGAAGACAAAGCUCGGAUCCCUUAAGAAGGUGGCAAUCAGUGCCUCAUCUAAGUUCAGGCAUUCCUUUACCAAGAAAGGAAGGAGGCACAGCAGGGUCAUGUCUGUUUCGAUUGCGGACGAACUCGACACAGAAGAGUUGCAGGCAGUUGAUGCUUUUCGCCAAACACUUAUAUUGGAAGAGCUCUUACCUUCAAAGCAUGAUGAUCAUCACAUGAUGCUAAGAUUCUUGAGAGCAAGGAAGUUUGAUAUUGAGAAAACAAAACAAAUGUGGACAGAUAUGCUCAAGUGGAGGACGGAAUUUGGUGCUGACACUAUCAUGGAGGAUUUUGAAUUCAAGGAAAUAGAUGAAGUUCUGAAGUACUACCCACAUGGGCAUCAUGGAGUUGAUAAGGAAGGACGACCUGUUUAUAUUGAAAAACUGGGUCAAGUUGACUCAACCAAGUUGAUGCAAGUAACAACAAUGGAACGUUACCUCAAGUACCAUGUAAGAGAGUUUGAGAGGACCUUUAAUGUUAAGUUGCCAGCAUGUUCAAUCGCAGCUAAGAAGCACAUUGACCAAAGCACAACUAUUUUGGAUGUGCAAGGAGUGGGUCUUAAAAGUAUGAACAAAGCAGCAAGGGAUCUCCUCCAGAGGCUUCAGAAGAUUGAUGGUGACAACUAUCCUGAGUCCCUGAACCGUAUGUUUAUCAUCAAUGCUGGUUCUGGAUUUAGGCUCUUGUGGAAUACUGUUAAGUCAUUCCUAGACCCCAAGACCACUUCAAAAAUCCAUGUUCUAGGUAACAAAUACCAGAGCAAGUUGCUUGAAAUGAUUGAUGCCAGUGAACUUCCAGAGUUCUUGGGUGGCACUUGCACUUGUGCAGAUAAAGGUGGUUGUAUGCAUUCUGACAAGGGGCCAUGGAAUGAUCCAGAUAUCUUGAAGAUGGUUCAAAAUGGCGAGGGAAAAUGCAGCAGGAAAACCUUAUCCAUGAUUGAGGAGAAAACAAUCACAGAAGAUGGAACAGCAAAUCAAAAGGGGUUCAAAGAUGCAUUUCCACAAUCACACGACGUGCAAUGUUUAUCGCCAACAAUAAAGCAAUGCAGUGUGUAUCAGUAUGAUGCCUUUGUCCCAGUACUUGACAAGCCAGUUGAUUCAUCUUGGAAGAAAGUAGCACAAAAUGAUAAAUUUGCACUUUCUAAAGAUUGUUUCCCCAACAACAAUAACAAGAACGCUAAAGUGAUUAGCCAUCAACUUGUCGGAGGAAUCAUGACCCUUGUUAUGGGCAUUGUGACCAUUAUCCGCAUGGCAAGGAACAUGCCUAGGAGAAUCACUGAAGCAGCACUCUAUGGUGGCUCAGAAUGCUAUGCUGGUGGCAAUAUGAUGAAAGCGUGUAUUUCAAGCAAUGACUACAUGGCCAUGAUUAAGCGCAUGGCUGAACUAGAAGAGAGAGUCACUGUUCUCGCCGUUAGACCUGCCAUGCCACCAGAACAAGAGGAGUUGCUCAACAAUGCUCUGAACAGAGUCAGUACUGUGGAACAAGAGUUGGCUGCAACCAAAAAGGCACUUGAUGAUGCCCUUGCUCGCCAAGUAGAACUUCAAGACCAAAUUGACAAGAAGAAAAAGAAGAAGUUGUUCCGUUGGUAAGGUGAUGGUGUUCUUUGCUGCGUGUUCUCAAAUAUUUUGCAUCAAGUUAUGAAGUUUGAAGCUGUCCAUAUCAUCAGCCUCCUUGCAUUCAGCUAUCUGCUUUAUUCAGUAUUCGAUUGAAAACUUUCGUAUAAUAUAAAGUUUGCCAUUCCUUGACAAUUGUGUAUAUAUAUAUGUUGAAUAAAACUAGUCACUGUUUUGUUUAAGAAAAUUACAUUUUCUUGCUUUGGAGAUCAUUGGUCUCAAAUCCAUUGGGAGCAAGACUAAGUUUGCAUUAUGAUUGUGACCCUGCUUUGGCCCCUUCAUCUUCAAACUUAAUGGAAAGGAUGUUUUUAGAAGUU